This is a messenger RNA of Condylostylus longicornis, 1667 nucleotides long. It is a transcript of the gene Mvd, whose product is annotated as diphosphomevalonate decarboxylase. Gene Ontology annotation, molecular function: ATP binding; diphosphomevalonate decarboxylase activity. Gene Ontology annotation, cellular component: cytosol. NCBI's taxonomy places the organism in Eukaryota, Metazoa, Arthropoda, Insecta, Diptera, Dolichopodidae. The transcript is spliced from 5 exons. Gene Ontology annotation, biological process: isopentenyl diphosphate biosynthetic process, mevalonate pathway; isoprenoid biosynthetic process. The record is from RefSeq and is a predicted model, not a curated record. The coding region runs from base 244 to 1422 and encodes 392 amino acids.
GACAGUAGUACAGCACGCAAUGUAAACUUAAAAUAAAAAAUAUUUUUGGCAUUAAUUUUGUUUGGUUUUUAGAAGCAACGGUAUAUGAGAAAAGUAGUUCGGUCGGACUUGAAGUUUUGAAAUUUUUAUUUGCUUUAAAAUUUAUAAAAAUUUUGUAAUUUCGUUAAUGAUUUUUUAAUACUAAAUUUUCUUGACUUUUUUUUAACUAUUCGAAAUACAAAGUUAAUUGAUUAUUUUAAAAAAAUGCUUCUACAAACUUGUAUUGCACCAGUCAAUAUUGCUUUGAUAAAAUAUUGGGGAAAACGUGACGAAGCACUUAUAUUGCCAAUAAAUGAUUCUCUUAGUAUGACCCUUAGUACUGACCAGAUGUGCGCAAAAACUACUGCCGCAGUAGGGUCCGAUUUCAAAGAAAAUAAAAUGUGGUUGAAUGGGGAAGAAGUGCAAUUUGAAGAUAAUUGUAGAACUGUGAAAUGCUUGGAUGAAAUAAAACGUAUAGCACAACUCCAAGGAACUGCUAAAUUUCCUUUAGAUUGGAAAUUACACAUUUGCUCAGAAAAUAAUUUCCCUACAGCUGCUGGAUUAGCAUCUAGUGCUGCAGGCUAUGCUUGUUUAGUAUACACUCUUGCAAAGUUAUAUGGUGUUCAGAACGAAGAACUUUCGAAAAUUGCGCGUUUAGGUAGCGGUUCUGCUUGUCGGAGUAUCUAUGGAGGAUUUGUUCAGUGGAUUAAAGGAGAAGACGAGAAUGGAAAUGAUUCAAUUGCUGUACAAAUUGAAAAUGAAGAACAUUGGCCUAAUAUGCAUGUACUUAUAUUAGUUGUAAAUGAUAACAGAAAGAAGGUGGGAUCUACAAAAGGUAUGCAACGAAGUGUUUUAACAUCAGAUUUACUUAAAUAUAGAGCUGAUGUUGUAGUACCGAAACGUAUAUUUGAAAUCAAAAAUGCUAUAAAAGAAAAAAAUUUUGAAAAAUUCGCUGAAAUUACAAUGAAGGACAGUAAUCAAUUUCAUGCUUGUUGCCUUGAUAGUUAUCCUCCUUGUGUUUACAUGAAUGAUGUUUCACAUGCUAUAAUAGAUUUUGUUCAUAAAUAUAAUGAAAUGGUUGGAGAAGUUAGAAUUGCUUAUACUUUUGAUGCUGGACCGAAUGCAUGUUUAUAUUUAUUACAAGAAAACGUUGCAGAUGUUUUAUUAGCUAUUAAGAAAUUUUUCCCAAAUGAUAAUGAUGGUUCUGUGGAGUAUUUGAAAGGCAUUCCAAUUGAUUUAAAAAAUAAGAAAGACGAAAACAUAUUCAAUUGUGAAUCAAAACCGAUUGGAAGAAAUUUCUUUAAAUAUAUUAUACAUACAAAAAUUGGUAAUGGACCGAAAUCUCUUAUCGAAGAAGAAUCUCUUUUAAAUGAAGUUGGUUUACCAAAAUCAUUUAAUCCAUAGUAAAUAAUUGUAAAUAAUCGUAAAUGCUUCCAAAAAUCAUAUCGUUCAGGUUAUCAAAAAAAAAAUAUCUAAAUAAAUGCAUUUAUAAUGAAAAAUGUUAAUAUUUCAGACUAAAAAUGAAAAAUUUGACAAUAAUUUUAUAUAGAUUUAAAAAUUAUUACAUAAUAUUAAUCGAUCGCAAAGAAACUUAGUAUUUAUUGAGAAAAUGUAGAUGAUUUAUUAUAUAAAUAAAUGUUAAUUAAAAU